CACUUGACGGUUACAACCCGCCUUCAGCUGGUGCAGAGCGAGGCGAAGGCGUCCCGAGGGAGAACCUGAUGGAGAAAAAGGAUUUGUCCAUGGACUAGGAAAUGGGUUAUGCUCAGUGUGGUCCAUUUGACAGUGGUUGGAGCAACUGGUUAUGUGCUUGGAUACACUUGAGCCUGUGGCUGUCAGACCUGAGGGUGUAAAGAUGGAAACAUAUCCCUGAGAAUGUAAUGGUUGAGAGGUGGUGAAUGACUUGAUGGGGUUGAAGGUAUCCAAAACACAAAUGAUAAAGCAAGACAACAGUGAAAUGAUGACUGGAAAGCUGGAAGAAGAGGAGUUGCGUGGAACAAUGAAGUAAAGAGAAAGCAGCGGAUAAAAGUUGCCUCCUGGGUGAAAGAGUCUAAAUGGGUGAUCCAGAGAAAGGAAAGAAAAUUUUUGUUCAAAAGUGUGCUGUAUGCCACACAAUUGAAAAAGAUGGAAAGCAUAUGGUUGGCCCAAACCUCUGGGGUCUUUUUGGGCGUAAGACUGGUAGUUCUCCAGGAUAUACAUACACUGAUGCAAACAAAAAUAAAGGCAUAACAUGGGGAGAAAGCACUCUAAUGGAAUAUUUGGAGAACCCCAAAAAAUACAUUCCUGGAACAAAAAUGCUGUUUGCUGGAAUCAAGAAGAAAAGUGAACGUGCUGACCUUAUUGCUUAUUUAAAAAAAGCAUCAUCAUAGUAAAAGCU
This is a messenger RNA of Rhincodon typus (whale shark), 724 nucleotides long. Its product is annotated as cytochrome c, somatic. Gene Ontology annotation, molecular function: heme binding; electron transfer activity. The transcript has 4 exons. The record is from RefSeq and is a predicted model, not a curated record. Gene Ontology annotation, cellular component: mitochondrial intermembrane space. Gene Ontology annotation, biological process: mitochondrial electron transport, ubiquinol to cytochrome c; mitochondrial electron transport, cytochrome c to oxygen. NCBI's taxonomy places the organism in Eukaryota, Metazoa, Chordata, Chondrichthyes, Orectolobiformes, Rhincodontidae. The coding region runs from base 402 to 716 and encodes 104 amino acids.